ACAUAUUUUGAGGUUGAGAGGUUGUCUGGGUGGCAGGAUAAAUCUGGUUUUAGUCUCACUGGAAAUUCAUUCCUCGAAUUUUCAUAUUACACAUUAUAUAAAAUAUAUUAUUUAAACAAUCAUAUCAACACUUGGAUUAAGUGUUACUGAAAAAAGAAUUAUUUUAAUUGGUGAUUCGCUAUUCAGUAUUUGUUGGGUAUAAUAAUAAUAAUUAAAAAAAAAAAAAAAAACUAUUUAUUAUUCCAGAUGACAAACAUCAAACUUCAGGCUAAUGAUAACGAAAUUUUCGACGUUGAUGUUGAAAUAGCAAAAUGCUCCGUCACUAUCAAAACCAUGUUGGAGGAUCUGGGUAUGGAUGAGGAUGAUGAUGAGGUUGUACCUCUGCCGAACGUUAACUCGGCUAUUCUGAAAAAAGUCAUCCAGUGGGCGACUUACCACAAGGAUGACCCACCACCAGCUGAAGACGAUGAGAACAAAGAGAAGAGGACUGAUGACAUCAGCUCUUGGGAUGCAGAUUUUCUCAAAGUCGACCAGGGUACCCUGUUCGAGCUGAUUCUCGCUGCAAACUACCUUGACAUCAAAGGACUUUUGGAUGUUACUUGCAAAACUGUUGCUAAUAUGAUUAAAGGAAAGACUCCUGAGGAAAUUAGAAAGACUUUCAACAUUAAAAACGAUUUUUCAGCUGCUGAGGAGGAUCAGGUUCGCAAAGAAAACGAAUGGUGCGAGGAAAAGUAGAUAAUAUUAAUUCGAAUUUAAAAGUUAAUUUUUUCCAAGCGAACUUCAUCUUUCGUAAUUUUUAAUCGUUUUUUUUUUUUUCUUUUCUUUUUUUCGAUAAUAAUAUAUUUAUUUUCAUCACUAUGUUAACAAUUCAACAUUAGGAUUAAAAUAUGUUUGUACCUAUACACUUUGAUAGACAGCUGUAAGAGCCCUAAAGAAAUUACAAGUUAAGUAAUGUAUCAAUGUAUUGUGUAUUAUUGCGAAAAAAAAUUAUAAUAAAAUUAUUAUUCACCAUUGAUAUUAAUUUAACUGAAAUAAAUCAACUAGAAUCUAAA
Cotesia glomerata is the source of this 1052-nucleotide messenger RNA. It is a transcript of the gene SkpA, whose product is annotated as S-phase kinase-associated protein 1. The coding region runs from base 247 to 735 and encodes 162 amino acids. The record is from RefSeq and is a predicted model, not a curated record. Gene Ontology annotation, molecular function: cullin family protein binding. Gene Ontology annotation, cellular component: cytoplasm; nucleus. Gene Ontology annotation, biological process: SCF-dependent proteasomal ubiquitin-dependent protein catabolic process. Lineage: Eukaryota; Metazoa; Arthropoda; Insecta; Hymenoptera; Braconidae. The transcript is spliced from 2 exons.